This is a messenger RNA of Acanthamoeba castellanii str. Neff, 801 nucleotides long. RefSeq lists its product as uncharacterized. The record is from RefSeq and is a predicted model, not a curated record. The transcript has 3 exons. Lineage: Eukaryota; Discosea; Longamoebia; Acanthamoebidae. The annotation marks the transcript as partial.
CAGGCCGCUGCACAGGGCCUGGGAGGCUAUCUGGAUCCCUCUUGCACUGAGCCCCUGGUAGAAGGUGUUGAGCCUUAUGACGUCGUGUUCUGCAUUUUACAUGCACUCACCUGCAUUGGCGACCUGGUGGUUGACUGGCUCCACAACUGGACAAUGAACCAGCCAGACCACCAAGUCCUUUUGGUCAAGCUCAACUCUGUCUUGUUUGGCCAAUGGGUGCACCUCACCAUCUCCAACAUGGUGCCCAUGCAAGGCUGGCACCUAAAAGGUUGCCAUGCAGCUGCUCUUCUCAAGGCCUUCCCCAUGAUCUGUGCUGCAGUUGGGGUUCCACUGGAGGUGGCUGACUGUGAAUCAGUCCGCCGCCUGUUCCACAUCAUGUACAUCUUUGACCCCUUGCUCCCUUCUCAUGAGGAAGACAUGGUGUGGUUCCAGGUGAACAUGAGGCAGGUCAUGGAGACCUUCACCACCAUCAUCUGCAGCCACCAUCAGCCCAACUAUGUGCAUGAGAUUGCUGAGCAUGCCACUGACCUUCUCAGUGCUGGGGGGCUCUGCCCCUUCUGCAAUGACAGCAUGAAGACCCUUCAGUCCAUGCUGAAGGCCACCUUCCAUGACUGGUCUCCCUGCUAUGGUGGCACCUCCACCAUGGACAUGCUUUGGACGGUGUGGGAGUGGUGGUUUAUGAGGAUGCAGGUCUGUGUCCUUGAAGGCUGUGCAUCAAUUCCCUUCCUCAACACUGACCUCAAGCGCCAGCUUGGCAUUGAGGCCCUCCUCUCUUCCCCCUCUACUGCUGGCGUUGUCUAG